This is a messenger RNA of Sardina pilchardus (European sardine), 1970 nucleotides long. Its product is annotated as nuclear factor 7, brain-like. Lineage: Eukaryota; Metazoa; Chordata; Actinopteri; Clupeiformes; Clupeidae. The transcript is spliced from 8 exons. The coding region runs from base 492 to 1457 and encodes 321 amino acids. Gene Ontology annotation, molecular function: protein binding; zinc ion binding; ubiquitin protein ligase activity. The record is from RefSeq and is a predicted model, not a curated record. Gene Ontology annotation, cellular component: cytoplasm. Gene Ontology annotation, biological process: protein ubiquitination.
GAAGGAGUAAAACAAUUUUGAAAAGAAACACUGCAGCCUAAGAAUAUUAUUGAUUUGAGGGUGAGUUUCGGAUUUCAAAGAUUUUGACUCCGGCACAAAUUGGAUUAUUUAUUCAGACCAGUGCAUAAGGUAGAAUGCCUUCAAACAACAGAGGUGAGAGGUCUCAAUUUAAACCUGCUUUUUGGAAGAAACAAGAAAGAAAUGGAAGAGGAAAACACUGUAAAGUGCAUAGAGAAAAACUCUCACUUUUCUGUCAAGAUGACAAGCAGCUUCUGUGUUUGGAGUGUCGAAACUCUAACCAACAUAAGUAUCACAACUUCAGUCCCAUAAUGGACAAAGCUGUUGAAUGCAAGUUUGGAAAGGGAGUGCAUUACUGUCAUCUGCUGGACUGAGUUGUAUUGGCAAGUGUACCCUGUAGCCUCGUUCUGGCUUACAAUGGCUGUCGGGUGAAUAAGGAAAAGCUUUCUGAAAAGAUUACACCUUUACAAAAGAUGCUGAAGGCUUAUGAAGAGGUCAGGCUCAACUGUAAAAACAACACAUCACAAAUAAAAAGGCAGGUACAGCACAUACAGAAGAAGAUUAAGGAGGAGUUUCAGAAACUUCACCAGUAUCUACGAGAUGAAGAGACAGCCAGGAUGGCUGCACUGAAGGAGGAAGAGGAGCAGAAGAGUCAGAUGAUGAGGGAGAAGAUUGAGAUGAUGAGCAGAGAAAUCUCAUCUCUUUCAAAAACAAUCAAUGCCAUUGAAGACGGGAUGGAGGUUAAUGACAUUACUUUCCUUGAUAAUUACAAGAGCAUAGUGGAAAGAGCCCAGUGCACACUGCAGGAUCCAGAAAGUGUUUCAGGAGCUCUGAUUGAUGUGGCAAAGCACCUGGGCAACCUGAAGUUCAGAGUCUGGGAGAAGAUGCAGGACAUUGUUCUAUAUACUCCUGUGAUUCUGGAUCCAAACACUGCAAACCCAAAUCUCAUCUUGUCUGAGGAUCUGACCAGUGUUAUAAAUACUGAAAACUGUGAGAAACUUCCUGAUAACCCAGAGAGAUUUGAUACGUUGUCCAGUGUCCUGGGCUCUGAGGGCUUUAACUCAGGGACACACUGCUGGGAUGUGGAGGUUGGGGACAGUACAUACUGGCGAGUGGGUGUGAUUACAGAGUCUGCUCAGAGGAAAGGCUGGAUUGCGCUCAGCCCAGGAGGCUGGGGUGUUUAUCGUUUUAAUAGUACAUAUGCAGCAUUCUCUGCAUCCAAAUCACGGAAUCACCUGACAGUGAAGCCGAACCCCCAGAAGGUCAGAGUGCAACUGGACUGGGACAGAGGAAAACUCUCAUUCUCUGACCCUGAUAAUAACACCCACAUACACACUUUCACACACGCUUUCACUGAAACUGUCUUUCCCUACUUCAUGACCGAGUCCACUGUGUCAUCUCUGAGAAUUCUGCCAAUGACGCCUGCAGUAACAGUAUGAUCUCUCAUAUAGAGUUCAGACAAACAAUAUGAGGAGACAUACUGUAUAGCUAGAAAUCAGAUGUGGAAUACCUGUGCACUCACAGCUACAUUAAUUGAAGAAUAGCAAAGUAUAAUUUGCAAUUAAAGUACAUUUAUUGUUUGACUUUGAUUCAGUCUCUUAAUCUGUCAGAACAUCUCACAAUAUCAAUUCAAUGAAAAAAAAGUUUUUGUUGCAGCAUGCAGUCUACAGUAGGUAGGUAACCAAGACAACCAUGUUUAAAUUUGUUCCUCAGGUUGGUCUGAUGUUUCUUCCAUUGAAUCCGAUUUCCGGAUCACACAAAAAACAACAGGAACCAAUCUUAAUAAUCAGAACAAAAACAACAGGAGUCCCCCAGCUUUCUGCUUGGACCCCUAAAGACAGAAAUAGCUUGGCUUUGUCCCACAAAAUAUGGCUUCCAAGUCCUUUUCUGAGGAUGAUUUCUCCUGUCCUGUGUGCUGUGAAGUAUUCAAUGAUCCAGUAAUUCUGAACUGC